GCAUUUCUCCUGAGAGUAGCCAGAAAUCCGGUCACUGCCAUGGGGCAGGGAGCCCUGAGAGUGCCCAAGCUGACCUGGAUGGAGGAGGAAGAAGGCAGCCCUGCAGCUGCCCCAGCACAGGAGACUGAAGAGGUGGUGCCGUUCCAUCCACCACAGGAGGGUGAGUGGCAGAGCCAGGCCGCAGGGCUGGUGCCUUCAGCCAGCUUGGCCCCAUCCCACCCCAUCCCGUCACAUCCUGUCCUAUCCCAUCCCCUGGGGAUGUGCCCAUGGACAGGAGGGAAGAGGGCCUGGGCAGACACCCCGCAGUGGCCGUGCUCCAUCCCCUGGGGCAUCCUGGGGCUGUCCCUGCCUGGGGAGCGCAGGGCUGGGCUCUGUUCUCCGGCCUCUCCCGCAGCCCCUCAGCUCUGGCUGCGCUCGUUCUUUGCCAGAGGCAGCCCUGGACCACACAGAAGAGAAGAAACCCGCCCGUGGCCGCUUCUGCAAAACCCUGACGGUGCCUGCAGCCAUCCCCACCUGGGCUGGGCCUGCUGUCACUGCUCAGCCCAGCAGCACAUCUGGAGCACUCCAUGGCUUCUUGCCCUUCUCCUACAGCUCGUUUGCAAAUUCAUCAAGAGAAUUUGGCGGGAAGAGACCAGCACCAUGAGCCCUGGACUCAGAGCAUACUCAGAGGUCCUCGGACAUGAGACCAGUGCCUCUCUACUGGAUUUGCUUGUGCAGAGGGGUGUUUCCAGAGCAGAGCAAGUGCCCACCAUGGUGAGAUACAUCCACCAGUGGCUCAUGGCCAAUGAUUCUGCUGAGCACAGGCUGGACAACGCCCUGCUGUAUCUCACAGAACCGCAGCCAAAUGAUGCAGUAAUGACACUCCUGCGUGUGGCCCCAUCCUGUGACAGGUAUGGGGCCCACCCGCCCAGAGGGCUCAGGGCUCACUCCAACCCAUCGCCCUGUACAGCCUGUGCCAGGUAUCUGACCAACAGAGAGUUCCAGGGCCCUCUAGCUGCUCCCUUUCCCAGCCCUGGCAUGUCAGCCCCGAGCCUGCUGCCAUGUUCCAUCGUUGCCCCACAGGGGCCUGUCCCCACAGGGCUGGGCUGUCUGGCUGCUGCUGGAGAGGGGCAGUGGGCAAAGGCAGAGCCAGCGGUCAACCCGGGCUUCUAG
Taeniopygia guttata (zebra finch) is the source of this 1152-nucleotide messenger RNA. The record is from RefSeq and is a predicted model, not a curated record. NCBI's taxonomy places the organism in Eukaryota, Metazoa, Chordata, Aves, Passeriformes, Estrildidae.